This is a messenger RNA of Adineta ricciae, 507 nucleotides long. Lineage: Eukaryota; Metazoa; Rotifera; Eurotatoria; Adinetida; Adinetidae. The record is from the annotation of a GenBank genome assembly.
AUGUCUUCGUCGCCAUUAUCAUCGAAAAACAAUACAUUCGUUCAAACUCAAACUCCAUUUUUCAAUCGAUACGACGCUAACUCGACUUCCUCAAUGAGUAUUACUCGAUGUUCACCAGUUCCGACAUCGUCUUCCGCAACAACGCGAAUAGUAGGACCAAAACCUUUCUAUCGGUCACAAGUUACUCCCGAUCCAUUUGAUUAUACAAAUAAUCAUCGUCGACAAGUUGAUUACCAGCAAUACCUUCAAAAUCCAUCACAACGUCGGUUUUCGAUUAACCAAAUCAACGCGACCGAUAACGAUGAUGAUGAUGAUGAUGACGAUAAUAAUAAUAAUAAUGACGAUGAAUUGACAUCAUCUGACGAGUCACUUUCAAUUGAAUUUCCACCACCACCGCCGGCAUUUUGCACACCAUCGGUUGCUGAUACUAAUUGUCAAUUUGUACCUGUUAAACAUUCGUUCAUUCAAACAACAGUUGGCCGAUCAGAUUCAGUUUGUAUUUUAUAG